This is a messenger RNA of Xiphophorus couchianus (Monterrey platyfish), 1170 nucleotides long. RefSeq names its product tumor suppressor 2, mitochondrial calcium regulator a (gene tusc2a). The transcript has 4 exons. The coding region runs from base 247 to 576 and encodes 109 amino acids. The record is from RefSeq and is a predicted model, not a curated record. Gene Ontology annotation, biological process: regulation of mitochondrial membrane potential; inflammatory response. NCBI's taxonomy places the organism in Eukaryota, Metazoa, Chordata, Actinopteri, Cyprinodontiformes, Poeciliidae. Gene Ontology annotation, cellular component: mitochondrion.
CGUUGUCAAGGAGACGGAUGUUCCACCUUAUUGGUUAAAGGUCAGUGAGCGACUGCAGCCCAUCGCUGAGAUCAGCUGAUCGCUUCAUCCUCACUGCUGCUAGCGAAACAGCUGGCAGUUAUGAGCCCACCUAUCGAUUUAACAUUAUAUAAUAAGCUCCUGGCCUUGCUGAGAAACUGAGAGCAUCUGGCCAACCGAGCGGAGCGGAAGCGUUGACUGGAGAUAAAUAAUGUCUUAUCUCUGAGGAUGGGAGGAAGUGGAUCCAAAGUCAAAGGUUCCUGGCCUUUCACAGGCAGCGGAGGGGAUUCAGGGGCCGAUGGAAGCGAGCAGUCUCUGGCCCGACUGAAAGGCUCCAGGAAUGCAACACCAUUUGUUUUCACAAGAAGGAGCUCCUUGUACUUCGAUGAGGAUGGGGAUCUAGCCCAUGAAUUCUACGAAGAGACAGUGGUGACAAAAAACGGCAGAAGAAGGUCGAAGUUGAAAAGGAUCCAGAAGAACCUGAUUCCACAGGGAAUCGUGAAGCUCGACCACCCGUGCAUUCAUGUAGAUUUCCCCAUCGUCCUCUGUGAGGGGUGAGGAGUUUCUCAGCUCUGAUCUCCUCAAAACUUUACGGCGAAACUUCUACAGUCAGACAGGAUUGUGGUCAAGACUGGGAAAAUGGUUCUGCUUGGGAAAACAUCGAACAUUCAACCCGUAUUGUUAAAUUGCUCCAUUUAAACUGUGGUUACAGAGUGUUCUGUUCUUGCUGUCACUUUGCAGUAGUGCCGGAAAUGGUUUACAAAACAAAUCAUCUGACCUGUAAGCCAUCCGGAGAAGUAUCCACAUCGUAUUUUCCCUGUGAAGUUUUUUUUCUUCUUCUUUUGUGCUGGGAGAAACUAAAAUGAUGUGAAAAGGCGGUAAUUGUUUUUGCCUUCAGUGAAACGCUAAACUGUGUGUGUUAAACUGUACGGUUCUUUUUACAUGUUGGUUAGAUCUGUGGAAGGCGGAUGGCAGAAUAAAGGGUAGCAAUAAAAGUGGAUUUUUUUAAGUUCUUAUGCAUAAACUUGUGUUCUGUAUCGUCAUGUCUGAGUCUGUCUUAGCUUCUGGAGCUCAGACCUGCACUAGUGAACAUAAUGUACUGUAAAUACUUUCUUAGUUGGAAAUACUUGAAUAAAUGUUUUAAUGAACUGA